This is a messenger RNA of Cornus florida, 1213 nucleotides long. RefSeq lists its product as uncharacterized. Bases 1 to 948 code for a protein of 315 amino acids. Lineage: Eukaryota; Viridiplantae; Streptophyta; Magnoliopsida; Cornales; Cornaceae. Gene Ontology annotation, molecular function: nucleic acid binding; RNA-DNA hybrid ribonuclease activity. The transcript is spliced from 2 exons. The record is from RefSeq and is a predicted model, not a curated record.
AUGGUGCACCAUUAUUUUAACUCUCGCGAUAGUAAUUUAAUUUUUCAAAUUCCUCUGAGUGUCUUGGGAGGACCUGAUAGUAAAGUUUGGGGUGCGUCUUCUAAUGGGUCUUUUUGGGUCCGCAGUGCUUAUCAAAUUGCCUUAUCCGUUCUUCAAGAGAAUGUUGGUUCAGCGUUGACUGAGGGUAGUAGUUUUGAGGGUGCUAAGCCUGGUAUGUGGCGCCUUUUAUGGUCUAUUCCAACACAUCGAAAGAUUCAGCUUUUCCUUUGGCAGAGUUUGCAUAAACGUAUCUCGGUGAAUUCUUUACUUUCACGUCGCGGGAUUUCAGAGAUUUCUUCUUGUCCUUUUUGUGAAGCGGCUGUGGAAACGAUGGAUCAUCUACUUUGUUCCUGCCCUUUUGCUUGUUUGGUUCUGCUAAUUCAAUGGAGAGUUUUAGUACGUCUUGCCUCUUUCAUUUGCCGGACCAUUUGGAAAUGUCGAAACGACCUGAUCUUUGCUCACCGCCAUUGGGAUCCAUUUAAGGCAGCCCAGAAGGCUCACAGGGACUUUUUUGAAUUUCAGGAAAUUCAGCGUCAAUCCAGUUUGCUUUCUCUUCCUUCCCCUACGGUUGUUUCUGUUCCUUCAAGAUGGUGUGUUCCGGCUUUGGGUUGUCUUAAACUCAAUUUUGAUGCAGCUUUUGAUUCAUCUAGAAAGCUAUGCGGGGGUGGUAUGAUAUUGCAGAAUCAUGAUGGUCAUCCUAUCCGAGUGGCUUCGGUUUUUUUCUCUCACGUUGGUGACCUAUCUAUUGCUGAAGCUCUCAUUCUUCGCAAAAGUCUCUCUCUUCUCCAGCUAUGGGGAUAUCAGAAUGUUGUGGUGGAGGGUGAUUGUCAGCCUGUUACGAGGCUUCAACCCUCUGCGGCUGCUCUUUGUGUGAUUUUGAGUGAAGGGUUUGGCCCCAGUGAUUGUUAACCGCUUAACUUCCUGAUUGUAUUCUUCCUUUUCUUUAAUAUUCUGUUUCUUCCGUUAAAAAAAAAAAAACAAAAAAAACUCCCUUAUUUAAUAAUAGACAACUAAUGACAAAUAAGUGCAAUUCUAUACAGAUUGCAUAGUUAUCUGCCCAAAACAAAGUUAAACAGAGUUAUGUAUCAAAAAUGAUACUACAAGAGAGUUAAGUAUAAUUAAUUCAUAUAUAAUUAGGGAUAAUAUUCUGAUGUCCUUUUGAAGAUAUCCAACA